Messenger RNA from Sorghum bicolor (sorghum), 1139 nucleotides. Its product is annotated as replication protein A 32 kDa subunit B. Lineage: Eukaryota; Viridiplantae; Streptophyta; Magnoliopsida; Poales; Poaceae. Bases 1 to 594 code for a protein of 197 amino acids. Gene Ontology annotation, biological process: DNA replication; nucleotide-excision repair; double-strand break repair via homologous recombination. The record is from RefSeq and is a predicted model, not a curated record. The transcript is spliced from 8 exons. Gene Ontology annotation, cellular component: chromosome, telomeric region; site of double-strand break; DNA replication factor A complex.
AUGUACGGCGGCGGCGGCGGUGGCGCCGCCAACGCCAACUCGCUCUUCGGCGGCGGGGCUUCAUGCCCUCACAGUCCACGGAGAGCAGCGGCCUCUCCAAGGUCCUUCCUAAUCCCCCUCCCCUUUGUUAGGCUUGUUGGACGCAUGUUGAAUGAGGUUCAGCACGUCAGAGAUGUUCAAUUCACUCUUCAUGAUGGUGCCGGCAAGAUAGAUGUGAAUCGUUGGGAAAAUGAGUCUUCCGACGCUAAGGAAAUGGCUGAUGUCAAUGACGGGGACUAUGUUAUAGUCAAUGGCGGUUUGAAAGGUUUUCAAGGAAAGCGCCAUAUAGUUGCCUACUCUGUGCGACGUGUGACAGACUUCAAUGAAAUACCCCAUCACUUUCUGCACUGCAUUCAGGUGCAUCUAGAUCACACCAGGCCAAAGGCCCAAAUAAAUGCCAGUACGGCAACCCUUGGUCAUACUAACCAAGUUCGGCCCUUUAAUAAUCAGGCUGCAACAUUUUCUGCAUCAGGAAAUGCUGUUGGAAACAGCAUAUCUGACUUGGUCAUGAGUGUUUUUAAUGAUCCAGAAGCCAUGUCAAUAUGGAAGCUUUGAGAGCAGAACCUGUUGGUGAAUGUGAGACAAAAGUAUCUAGUGUGCAGGUUAUGUCCCAAGUGCUCUCUAAAAACAGCUCAAAUGUUUUCCUCAAGAGUGUUGGUAUCAAACCAGUGUCAUCCUCCAAAGCAUCUGCAUCAAACGAAAGUGAGCUUCGGGAGCAACUAGCAACUGAAGCUAAGGCUGUUGUACAAGGUGAGCUUGAUGAUCUCAAGAGGAGAAGUGAAGAAGCCGAGGAAUGGUUGGCGAGGACACAGACGGAGAUAGAGGAGAUGAACAGCAAGGCAAUGGAGGAGAACAAUGCGCUACUCAAGUGUAUCUUGUCCAUCAACAAUGCUUCUUCGACAUGAGAGCUGCUUAGCUGCUGGUAGUAGGACUGACUAGGAACUGUAGCUACUGGUGCUUGGCAUCCUGCUGAUUUUGAUUUUGCAAUGACUUGUGUUCUGGUGGUUUGCAAAUGUUCUAUUUAAACCAAGUGUGUGGUGAACUUAGUUGCUAGUGAACCGAGUGUAGCAGUGAUAAUUAAGUUAUGAGUAAUGAAUAUU